CAAAAUUUAGAGAGAGAUUCCUAUUCCAAGUUCCUUUUAUAUAUCUAAAAUCUAUUUUGUUUAUUAUUAUCAAAAUAUCAGUGUAUAUUUUUGACAUUUAUAACUGGAGAAAAGAAACGAAAUUGAAACAGCAUGGCUAUAUCUGAUAAUCAACAACAACAGCAACUACAAGAAAACAUAGAUAAUUGUUAUUUGUUAAAAUGGCCUGAUCAUAAUGAUUAUAUGUUAUCAGUGGCAUCACAAUUAUUCAAAGAAAAUUCAAUGGUUGAUGUGACACUGGUUGUUGAUGGUGAACAUAUUUAUGCACAUCGUAUUGUACUUUGUUCAUACAGCACAUUAUUUCAAGAUUUAUUAAAUGAUGCUAAAGAUGAUAAUCCAACAAUAAUAAUAUGUGGUAUCAGUGCUCAUGAUGUCAGGCUUAUAAUUGAUUGGUGUUAUUCUGGAAAAUUUCCAGAUGAUCUUAAAAGUUUUCAAGAAGCUGCAUUUUUAUUUCAAAUUGAUGUCAUAAUUAAACUUGAUGAAAUUAAUGAUGAUGAUAAUGAUGAUGUUGUUGGUGCUGAUACUACAACGUUAAUUACAAAGGAUAUAUGUGAUGAUUCUCAAGAAGCCUUGGGUGAAUUUAUAUCAUCAGAUAAUGAAGAAAUAUUAGAUGAAACAUUUAAUAUACAAAAUGAGAUUAAUGAUAAUAAUGAUAAUAAUGAUGAUACUGAUAAUUAUAAUGAUGAAAUAAAUGAUAAUGAACAAGAAGAGCCACAAAAUAAUAUAAUAAAUGAAAUACAAUUAAAUAAUGAUACAAUUAAUAAAAAAAAAAAACGUAGAAAAGAACAUUUAAAACGUGAAUACAGUAAAGAAAUGUUAGAAUCAGCAUUAAAAGAUAUAAAAAAUGGUAUGUCAUUAAUUGAAGCAGCAUCUAAAAAUGGUAUACCACGUUCAACAUUAUAUAUGCGUGCUAAAACAAUGCAAAUACCAUUACAUGCACCAAGAAAUGAAUAUUCAGCAGAAACUAUGGAUGGUGCAAUAUCAGCUGUAUUAAAAGGUUCAUCAUUACAAAAUGCAUCUGAAAUAUUUAGAAUACCAAAAACAGUAUUAUGGAGAAGAAUACAAAAAGAUGGUUAUCGUAUUAUUAGAACUGAUAAAAAAAAAAUAUAUGCAUCAGAAAAAAGAAAAGCUGCUAUUGAAGCAUUAAAAAGAGGUGAAAAUUUAACAAAAGUAUCAAUUGAAUAUAAAGUACCAAAAACAACAUUAUUUAGAGAUAAAGCAAGACUUAUUGAUGAAGGAAAAUUACCAAGUUCAUUUUGGAAAAAAAGAAAAACAGCUAAUGAAGCAUAUAAAAAAGCUCAACUUGAAGAAGCUGUUGCUGCAUGUAAAAAUGAUAAAUUAUCACAAGCUGCUGCAUCAAUAAAAUAUGGUAUACCAAAAACAACAAUAUGGAGAAGAUUACAACAUUUUAAUAAUAAUAAAAAAAAAAAUAAACAACAAAAUAUUAUUAACAGUGAAAAUAAUACUAAUAAUAAACAAAUUGAAAAUGAAAUUAUUGAUAUAAAUGCAAUUGAUGAUGAAAAUGAUUAUUCAAUAUGUGGUACUUCUGAUAUUUCUAUUGCCUAUAUUGAUAAUGAUACUGAAAUUCCUCAAAAUGGAAUUAUUCUAGAAGGUGUUGAACAUAUUGAUGAGGUUCAUGAUGAAGAAUAUACUUCUAUAAUUAGUCUUGAUGAUGAUUCAUGACUGAAAGCUGAAUAAAACAAAGUAUAUGUGAAAUAUAUAAAUUAAUAUAAAUAUUAUUUUUAUCAACAUUAAAUCAAUUUAAAUAAUAACAAAAAAAAAAACACGAAUAAAUAUAUAUACUGUGUAUUGUGAUGGACAUUUAUUAAUUUGAAAAUAAAAAUACAUUCAAAAUUUUAAUUCAAA
Messenger RNA from Aphidius gifuensis, 1905 nucleotides. RefSeq lists its product as uncharacterized. The transcript has 5 exons. Gene Ontology annotation, molecular function: DNA binding; protein binding. NCBI's taxonomy places the organism in Eukaryota, Metazoa, Arthropoda, Insecta, Hymenoptera, Braconidae. The coding region runs from base 133 to 1722 and encodes 529 amino acids. Gene Ontology annotation, biological process: regulation of transcription by RNA polymerase II. The record is from RefSeq and is a predicted model, not a curated record. Gene Ontology annotation, cellular component: nucleus.